AUGACAAUGUCCGAGAAGGAAAUCGAAUCAUCGUCGGAGAUGCCACAGGACAAGAUCAAAGAGGUUGGCGCCACGGUUACAGCAACCGAGUCGCCAUCUUCGCCUGAUUUAGACCCCAUGUUAAACUCAUCGGGUCAUAGGCAGGAGCUUGAUCGCAAUUUUAGUCUGAUGAGUAUGUGCGCUAUUGGAGUUACGGCAGGAAAUACCUGGAUUGCUAUGGGUGGCAGUAUUACAACCGCUAUCUUCAAUGGUGGCCCUCCUGGAGUCAUCUACGAAUAUGUGGUUGUCUCCAUGUUCUACUGGUUUAUCUCUGCUUCCAUAGCUGAGCUAGCUUCUGCGAUUCCAUCUGCUGCUGGAGUGUACCAUUGGGCCACUGCUACUGCAGGUCCAUAUGGCCGCCCGGUCGGUUGGUUUGCGGGAUACUGGAACGCACUGGCCUGGCUUUUCGGUGCAUCGUCUAUAUCGUCCAUUCUCGGAAAUCAGAUUAUGUCUAUGUACCUGAUAUUCCACCCAACUCACAUGCCGCAGGCAUGGCAGGUAGCUCUUCCGAUGAUCUCCAACAUUGGCAUGUUCCUCAUCCUUGCAGGUGUGUUUGUUACCAUUAUAGUAUGCGCCGUUAUGCCCCAUUACAAUGGCAAAGGUUAUGCCACAAACGACUUUGUGUGGAGGGACUGGACCAAUACCACGGGAUAUAAAAGCGACGGCUUGGUAUUCCUAAUCGGAAUGCUCAACGGCGCGUACAGUGUUGGUACCAGUGAUCUGACUUCCCAUAUGGCUGAGGAGAUCCCCAAUGCGAGCAAGAACAUUCCACGCGCAAUCCUCGCCCAGACUGUCACCGGCUUUGUCACUGCAAUCCCAUACAUGAUCGCGCUAUUUUACUCGAUUAACGAUCUUGGGGCUGUGCUGGGAACCUACACCACCUUCCCGUUGGCCGCCAUCUACCACCAAGCUACCGGGACCAGGGCUGGCGCCCUAGGAUUGCUUAUCAUCGCGUUCCUACCUACCUUUAUCACCUGUGUAGGUUGCUACAUCACCGCCGGCCGCGUCCUCUGGACUUUGGCCCGCGAUAACGCCACCCCUUUCUCCAAGUUCAUUGGACGGGUGCAUCCCGUGUACCACAACCCAUUCAACGCUACCGCAGUCUGCGUUCUGGUCGUCACAGUCCUUGGAUGCAUCUACGUCGGAUCGACAACGGCCUUCAACGCCUUUGUCGGAUGUUACGUCCAGCUGUCCACCCUCUCAUACCUCGCUGCCAUCCUGCCGCACCUCCUGCGCGGCCGCACCAGCAUCGUGCCAGGCCCUUUCUUCAUGAGGGGCUGGGUAGGCUUCGUGGUGAACGGGGUCAGUUGUUUGUAUAUCAUGGUUUUCGUUGUGAUCUUCUGCUUCCCCUUCGGGAUGCCCGUGGAUGCCAAGUCGAUGAAUUAUGCGUCGUUGAUGACUGGCGGCGUGACGAUAUUCGUGGUCAUUUGGUAUCUCGUCCGCCGAAAGAGCUACGUUGGGCCACAGAUCCUAGCGAUCCACGACGUCAAGUUGGAUCGAGUAGAGUGA
Arthroderma uncinatum is the source of this 1548-nucleotide messenger RNA. Its product is annotated as choline transporter Hnm1. The coding region runs from base 1 to 1548 and encodes 515 amino acids. The record is from RefSeq and is a predicted model, not a curated record. Lineage: Eukaryota; Fungi; Ascomycota; Eurotiomycetes; Onygenales; Arthrodermataceae. Gene Ontology annotation, biological process: transmembrane transport; amino acid transport. Gene Ontology annotation, cellular component: membrane. The transcript is spliced from 6 exons. Gene Ontology annotation, molecular function: transmembrane transporter activity.